AUGCCGAUUUCGUGCAAGAUAUCAAUCCAAACGACACUUCGAUUAAGGGGAAACGAUAGACAUCACGAUCAAACACAUGCAAUCAAUCAUCAUUCCUGGAACCAGUUUUCCCACCAGCCUCCUCUCCCGAUGCCGCCGACCCUCAAGGCAGGAGCGACGCUCAAGCAGAGGCUUGCGGCGCUCUCCCUAGCCCAGUCAUCUCCGUCGCCCGGCCCCUCAAGUCCUCCCUCCGCGUCAGCCUUCAAGCGGAAAUUCACUGCUCCGUGGACGGCGAAGCGGCAGAGACCUACCGAAGACUACGUCGCCUUCUCUCAUACCGCGGGCCGGGAUAAUGUGGACGACGUCCUGACACGACUGAUCUUCCAGGCUGGCGUGGAUUUCGAGUACGACGCGACCGAUGUAUGUGUGCAGUCGUCGCUGUGGCAUGGGUCUUUCUGGCUGCUGACGAGAAGGAAGGGUCGUUCUCAAUGCGUCUGCGCUCCCGGAUCCGAAGGAGGUCGACUACGAUGUGCUACUUUCGUGCGUGCAUGGCCUGGCUCGAGACAAUACAUCCGCUCACUUGCCCUCCCUGGCUGCAGCCGUGUGCUUGCGUACCUCAAUCUCUAUGUCGAAUCAGACUACACCGUUGUGUUCUUCGCCGCUGGAGGGAGGCAUACGCCGGGAUGGAACUGGGUGUGGAAGGCGUAUAGGAGUCUCAGCCGCAAGUACCGCAAGAACCUCAAGCGGCUGUACAUUAUCCACUCGUCUUUUUUCUCGAAGAUGCUUUUCAGUCUAGCUGGCGCGAUCAUCAGUCCUAAGUUCUUCCGCAAGAUAGCUUACAUAGGCACUCUGUCCGAGCUUGCUUUCCACAUUCCUAUCACCCAAAUCGACUUGUCCCCAUCGGUGUACCAGGAGAACCUCAAGUAUGAGAGCAAGAUCACGAUGCCUGUAACGACUCGAGGAGACACACACAUCUUUGGCGUACCACUGGAAGAUCUCAUGGGCUUCGAUGGGGAGAAGGGUGGGCUGCCAAGGCCCGUGAAGGACUGCAUCCAGUUCAUCCGCGAAACGGGGCUAGAGGAGGAAGGGCUGUUCAGACGUUCUCCGUCGUCGGCGAUGCUACGCGCUGCGCAGGAGGCUUACGAUCGCGGCCACUUCGUCUCGCUAGAGACAUUCGGGGACCCGCAUCUCGCUGCGGUCCUCGUCAAGAAGUACCUCCGCGACCUGCCGGAGCCAAUCUUCCCCGAGAGUCUAUAUGCGGUGGUUCGCCGUUGCCCAGCCCCGUCAGCGACGCUGGAUACCAGCGAUUCUGUGACGAUCGAGCGGGACUUGGCUGCGGUCGCGUAUGUUCGUGAUAGCAUCCUUCCACAGCUGCCGCUGUGCACAUACAUCCUGCUAAGCAAUGUGCUCCACCUGAUGCACGACGUGUCGCUGCGCGCCGCGUCAAAUCGGAUGGAUGCACAUAACUUGGCCGUUGUGCUGUCGCCGAACUUGGUCAAAAGCAAGACGAACCCGAUUCGGGAUGUCUGGAUGUGCUCGGUACCGGGCGGGCCCGCGCUGUUCUCACCGGAAGCGUCGCCGAGCACGGAUGUCUUCCCGGAAGGCAAGACGACGCUGGGGGCUAUCGUGAAGCUGUGCAUUCUGCGCUACUUCGAGGUCUUCGACGAGCUGCCAGACCGAGCAGAAGCGCAGGCGCCUCUUGCUGAAGCCCCCUCUGCCUCAUCAUCCGCAUCGUCAUCCGCCUACGAGUAUCGACCCCCGUCUCCUCGCCGGCAGAGCGUGCGCAGUGCACAUUCGCAGAAUGACGACGAGGACUUGGAUGAUGGGAUGCUAGUGAUGCCCAUUGGUCCAGGCUCGCCGAUGGCGGCUUCUCCGCCCAGCGCGUGGGGUAGCAGCAGCCCAAACGGCCACAACAAUAGCCAAGGCACGUUCCGACCCCGGCAUCGCACAACGCUCUCGGGUGGGGGAUCGCUCGGCGGUACCCGGUCCAUUAUGAGCGGAGGCGGCGCCUUUGGAUCUGUUCGGUCGCGGUCGUUGAUCAGCGUCGAGAAAGGGUCUGGGCCGAUGGGUGUGGGUACUGUGGGCAAGCGAGGAUCGAUUGCGAUUGGGCGGGGGACGACCAAAGCCAGUGGGGCCGCGGUCGAGGCUGUUGGGAUCACCGCAGAAGGGUUCUUCUCUCCGCCUGUGUCAUCGCCGUGACCUUGAGUGGGGGGGCUCAUUUUCCUGUUGCUUAAUGGAUUGGAUUGCCAGCUAUGCUCAAAGAUCUACUGACGUUCCUUGUAUACGCGUUUGAUUCCGUCAUGAGGAGAUCGUUAUUGGGAUUGAGAUUGAGAGAUUGAGAUUAGUUUUCCCGGCUCCGGCUAGACACGUUGAACGCAGGUGGCUUUAUUACGACUAGCGCGUCUAUCUACAAUGUGUUGGGACCAUGAUUACAGUAAUAUGCUCGCCGUCAUGCUCAGCCUGUGACGGGCAGUGACGCUGACGAAAGUUCUCGAUCGUUUCUCCCCGACGGCAUCAUCCGGCAUCGACCUCCUGACAAAGAGGGAAGCCCCUCGCAUCUAUAGCCCAGGCCAGCUUUGUCACCCACCCGGCCGGCUUCAAUUGUCGGAUGCAAGAUCCACGCAGGACUAUCAUAACCUUAAUCUCGUUAGCAUGGCCCACCCACAUCGAACCACUUUAGCCCAGAACCGCGUCCAAACCGAGAUAUGUACCAUAAACCCGGGAGACUAGACCUACUCCGAGUCGAUCGCAGAACAUGACGUCAAUGAUCCGGUUCAUCAUUGAGCUUGACAUGACCCAUUCCCUGCCUUCGGCAUGAUGCAUCAUCGAUUUUAAAAUCGGGGGCCGUCUGCAUCUACCUAAGCUCAGCUGGCGUCUGGACCUUGCUCAUGUGCAGGCGAAGGAAGGAUCAGAGUACCCUGAGCUAAUUCCGAGCAUGAAAUCAUUCUUGCGCAAAUUGCCGAUGCAUGGUAAUUCAAGUGGGUGUCCGGCGAAGUCAUUUGUGAUGUGUCAUUCUCCAGAUUUGUCCGUCUCCGCGCCGGGUUUCUUCUUGCCUUCUUAUAAAGCAUGCAAAUUCUCGGGACUCAUCGGCGACAUUCGCUUCCUACCAAGUCAGUCAGCCCAUCCGUCCUCUACGAUCGAUGCCUGCCCUCGCCGAUCGGUGCGUUUCGCUCUGCACACAACAAGCAGCCCGACUACCUUCUGGCGCGGACGACCGGUGGAGGGAGGAGAUGGCGCGCUUCUUGCAGGACAUGACGGACGUCGCGCGCAGCCUCAAUUUCCUGCUGGUGUACUCGCUGCUCGUGAUGGUCGCGCUCGGGGUACUGCUGUCCGUGCUGUUCCUCUUCGGCAUGCUGUUUGCCAUGGCGCGUCCGGCGGCGUGCGCAGAUGGGGAGUCGGGAUUGGCACAAGGCCAAGUGAAAACGUCUGGGAAGGAGAGGCUUAUGGAAAGCAGACGGGCGGCGUGGACGUUCAUUGAGAAAGGGAAAAACGAGGUCCAGGCCGUGCUGCGCCAGGCGCUACCCUGAUGCGAGACAUUCACUUCGUCACCGCCGACUCUCCCCGCCCUCUGAAGGACUCUCUCCAAUCGCACUCCUAAAAGUCCGUCAUUUGUGACCUACCUACCACCCACCCUAUGAUCACGAUCCCACGACCGGAGUCCACCUUUUCUCCACCCUGCAUUGCGGUGUUUACACUCUGCGUCCCACUCCCGGCCCCUCGGUCGGCGAAGCUCUGUACGACACACGCCUGUUCUGCCAUCUAUACGUUCCGUCCAGCCCGGCUAUAAUUGUGCACACGACUCUGAAAUGGAAUGAUUUUUUUGUCGUCCG
Mycena citricolor is the source of this 3809-nucleotide messenger RNA. Lineage: Eukaryota; Fungi; Basidiomycota; Agaricomycetes; Agaricales; Mycenaceae. The record is from the annotation of a GenBank genome assembly.